Messenger RNA from Pipistrellus kuhlii (Kuhl's pipistrelle), 6142 nucleotides. It is a transcript of the gene PHKA1, whose product is annotated as phosphorylase kinase regulatory subunit alpha 1. The transcript is spliced from 31 exons. Lineage: Eukaryota; Metazoa; Chordata; Mammalia; Chiroptera; Vespertilionidae. Bases 291 to 3794 code for a protein of 1167 amino acids. Gene Ontology annotation, molecular function: calmodulin binding. The record is from RefSeq and is a predicted model, not a curated record. Gene Ontology annotation, cellular component: phosphorylase kinase complex. Gene Ontology annotation, biological process: glycogen metabolic process.
GCGUCAGGUUGGGAGAGGGCAGCACUAGGGCCCCAGACUGCAGGAGGCUGGGGGGGAGGGUGUGUGGUGGGCUCCAGAGACCGCCGUGGCCCAGACAGCUGGCCCAGGCCUGAGCGUCGGGACGGCUCUGCAGGAACCUGGUACUCUGCUUCCCACAGGGAGGGUGCAGCUGCUUUGGAGCCUCCUUCCUUGGUGGACCGAAGGCCCCUGCAGCACCUGGCACCUGGCACCGGGCACCGGGCACCCAGUACCCAGGACGGUUUCACUGAGGGGAUUGGAGACGUGGCAAGAUGAGGAGCCGGAGUAACUCGGGGGUUCGGCUGGACGGCUAUGCUAGGCUGGUGCAUCAGACCAUCCUGUGCCAUCAGGAUCCAGUGACUGGCUUGCUUCCAGCCAGCUAUGAUCAGAAAGAUGCUUGGGUCCGGGAUAAUGUGUACAGCAUCUUGGCUGUGUGGGGCUUGGGCCUGGCCUAUCGGAAGAAUGCAGAUCGGGAUGAAGAUAAGGCAAAGGCCUAUGAACUGGAGCAGAGUGUAGUGAAGCUGAUGAGGGGACUGCUGCACUGCAUGAUCAGACAGGUGGAUAAAGUAGAGUCCUUCAAAUACAGUCAGAGUACCCAGGAUAGCCUCCAUGCCAAGUACAACACAAAAACCUGUGCCACUGUAGUGGGUGACGACCAGUGGGGACACCUGCAAUUGGAUGCUACUUCGGUGUACCUGCUCUUCUUAGCACAAAUGACUGCCUCAGGACUUCAUAUCAUCCACAGCCUAGAUGAAGUCAAUUUCAUCCAGAACCUUGUGUUUUACAUUGAAGCUGCAUAUAAAACUGCUGACUUUGGUAUAUGGGAACGUGGAGACAAGACCAACCAAGGGAUCUCAGAAUUGAAUGCCAGUUCAGUUGGAAUGGCCAAGGCAGCCCUAGAAGCAUUAGAUGAACUGGAUCUGUUCGGUGUGAAAGGUGGGCCCCAAUCAGUUAUUCAUGUUCUUGCUGAUGAAGUACAACACUGCCAGUCUAUCCUUAAUUCAAUACUUCCCCGGGCUUCAACAUCCAAAGAGGUUGACGCUAGUCUACUUUCAGUUGUAUCCUUCCCAGCCUUUGCAGUAGAAGAUAAUCAGUUGGUGGAGGUCACAAAACAGGAAAUCAUCACCAAACUUCAGGGUCGUUAUGGCUGCUGUCGCUUUCUACGAGAUGGAUACAAAACCCCUAAAGAGGAUCCCAAUCGCCUAUACUAUGAACCAGCUGAACUGAAGUUAUUUGAAAAUAUAGAGUGUGAAUGGCCAUUGUUCUGGACAUACUUUAUCCUCGAUGGGGUCUUCACUGGCAAUGUUGAACAGGUUCAAGAAUAUAGAGAGGCUCUUGAAGAAGUCCUCAUCAAGGGCAAAAAUGGAGUCCCACUUCUGCCCGAGCUAUACAGUGUUCCCCUUGACAAGGUUGAUGAAGAAUAUCAAAAUCCUCACACUGUGGACCGAGUCCCCAUGGGAAAAUUGCCUCAUAUGUGGGGUCAGUCUCUAUACAUUUUAGGAACUUUGAUGGCAGAGGGAUUUUUAGCUCCUGGAGAAAUUGAUCCCCUGAAUCGUAGGUUUUCAACUGUACCAAAGCCAGAUGUUGUGGUUCAAGUUUCCAUUCUAGCUGAGACAGAAGAAAUUAAGGCCAUUUUAAAGGACAAGGGAAUUGAUGUGGAAACGAUUGCUGAGGUGUCCCCCUUCAGAGUACAACCAGCUCGUAUUCUCAGCCACAUUUAUUCCAGCCUAGGGUGUAACAGUAAAAUGAAACUCAGUGGCCGACCCUAUAGACAUAUGGGAGUCCUUGGAACAUCAAAACUCUACGACAUCCGGAAAACGAUCUUUACCUUCACUCCACAGUUUAUAGACCAGCAACAGUUCUACUUGGCUCUGGACAAUAGUAUGAUAGUGGAAAUGCUUAGAACAGACCUCUCCUAUCUCUGUAGCCGCUGGAGGAUGACAGGACAGCCUACCAUCACCUUCCCCAUCUCACACACUAUGCUUGAUGAAAAUGGAACCAGCUUGAAUUCAAGUAUCCUGGCAGCACUACGAAAAAUGCAGGAUGGCUAUUUUGGUGGGGCAAGGGUUCAAACAGGUAAAUUAUCAGAGUUUUUGACAACAUCUUGCUGCACACAUUUGAGUUUCAUGGACCCUGGACCUGAAAGUAAGCUGUACAGUGAAGAUUACAAUGAUUAUAGUGAGCUAGAAUCCUGUGACUGGAUGAAUAGCUAUGAUUCAACCAGUAAUGAUGUUCACAUGUAUCUUCCUGCAAAGAUAGUUGAGGCUUCCCGGCCUUCAUUCAACUUACUUGACUCACCUCCUCCUCCACAAGAGGACCAGGUUCCCUCAGUUCAUGUAGAAAUACAUCUUCCGAGAGACCAGUCUGGGGAGGUGGACUUCAAAGCACUGGUUUUACAGUUAAAGGAGACCUCCAGCUUUCAGGGACAAGCUGAUAUCCUCUACAUGCUAUAUACUAUGAAGGGACCUGACUGGGACACUGGAUUGUAUGAUGAAGGGAGUGCAACAGUCAGAGAGCUUCUUACUGAGCUAUAUAGCAAAGUUGGAGAAAUCCGUCACUGGGGCUUGAUCCGGUAUAUCUCUGGAAUCCUAAGGAAGAAGGUGGAAGCACUCGAUGAGGCCUGCACAGACCUUCUCUCCCACCAGAAACAUUUGACAGUGGGACUCCCUCCAGAACCUCGAGAGAAGACUAUCUCUUCACCUCUGCCCUAUGAAGUGCUCACUCAGCUGAUAGAUGAAGCCAGUGAAGGGGACAUGAGCAUUUCAAUCCUGACACAGGAAAUAAUGGUAUAUCUAGCUAUGUAUAUGCGAACUCAACCUGGCCUUUUUGCUGAAAUGUUUCGACUUCGAAUUGGUCUGAUCAUACAAGUUAUGACAACAGAACUGGCCCAUUCCCUUCGAUGCUCAGCUGAGGAAGCCACAGAUGGCCUGAUGAAUCUCAGCCCUUCAGCCAUGAAGAGCCUCCUGCAUCACAUUCUCAGUGGAAAGGAGUUUGGAGUAGAACGCAGUGUGCGCCCCACUGAUUCAAAUAUCAGCCCUGCCAUUUCUAUUCAUGAGAUUGGUGCUGUUGGAGCUACCAAAACUGAAAGAACUGGGAUCAUGCAGUUAAAAAGUGAAAUAAAGCAGUCCAACGGUGGUCACACCCUGGGUAUAGAUUUGAUGUCACCGUCUUUUCUGACACCUGGAAUCUCUGUGACUCCAAGUAGUGCCUCCUUUUCUAGUGCAUAUAAUCAAAAGACAUUUAAAGAUAAUCGUCAAGGUCAAUGGCAACGUCGAAGACGGCUGGAUGGAGCACUGAACAGAGUCCCAAUUGGAUUUUAUCAAAAAGUAUGGAAAAUUUUACAGAAGUGUCAUGGACUUUCAGUGGAAGGUUUUGUUCUACCUUCUUCAACCACUAGAGAGAUGACUCCAGGGGAGAUUAAAUUCUCUGUUCAUGUGGAGUCUGUCCUAAAUCGUGUGCCUCAGCCAGAAUACCGCCAGCUUUUGGUUGAAGCCAUUCUUGUUCUCACCAUGAUGGUAGAUAUUGAAAUUCAUAGUAUCGGAAACAUUAUUGCUGUGGAAAAAAUAGUGCAUAUUGCCAACGACUUGUUCCUUCAAGAACAGAAAACCCUCGGCGCUGAUGAUAUCAUGUUGGCAAAGGAUCCUGCAUCUGGUAUCUGCACUCUUCUGUACGACAGUGCACCCAGUGGCAGGUUUGGCACCAUGACCUACCUCUCCAAGGCAGCCGCCACCUACGUGCAGGAGUUCCUGCCCCACAGCAUAUGUGCCAUGCAAUGAGGCCUUUGGGCUCUGGCUACUAGGAGCCUUUUGCCAGCUGGUUCCUGCCUCUGCUGAUUAUGCAUGGAACUGAACUGUGAUGGCCUGAUCACUCCCACCCUACCACAAGGAGAGUAAACUUUUCUGACAAACUAACUGCUUUAGAAGAAGUGAACCCUUGUUCAACCAAGCUCUUCACUGUGGUUCUUAAUUCUUUAAUGGGUCACAAAAGUAUGCAUGUGUUUUUAUUCUCUAGACCUGUUACACACUUAGUGUUCUAACUGCUGUUUAGGGAGCAAGUAUUAAUAAUAAUGUAUUCUUCAAGUUUGGUUUUCCUAUGUGUAGUUUCCUUGUGCGAAUGAGUGGUGGGUACUUUGAGACAUUAUUUCAAGUGAGUAAAGCCUAAAUUGUUGCAUUUUAUGCUGCCAUGAAUUGCAAAUAUUUAUUCUAAAUGCCUUUUCUUGGAAAAAGAGCAUAGCAGAUUAUAGUUUUCUUCUUUAUUCUCAUGUUGCCUUACACUGAAUGAUAUGCUCCCUCCUGUGUAGAAUUAUUGUUUCUGCUUUUGCCUUUUCUGUAUCCGCACACAUGAUUUCUAGUCUCCCUUUGGUGAAAUGUCAAAAACUGAAAGUCUAGGGUGUAUAGUUCAGGAUUUGUGCAUUAACACUUGAAGUCAGUUUUGUGAAGAUUGCUAGGACUCAGAUGUGUAUUUGUAGUAGAAAAUGCAGAAUAACCCAGAGCAGUGGUCAGCAAACCAUGGCUUGUGAGCCACAUGUGGCUCUUUGGCCCAUUGAGUCUGGCUCUUCCACAAAAUAUCGCGUGCAGGCGCGCACGUACAAUGCGAUUGAAACUUCGUGGCCCAAUGCGCAGAAAUCGGUUUUCGGCUCUCAAAAGAAAUUUCAAUCGUUGUACUGUUGAUAUUUGGCUCUGUUGACUAACGAGUUUGCCGACCACUGACCCAGAGAAAUGAAGCCAGGAGCCCAAUUCCAGAGAGGAAAGGGGACAGAAGAAAAGAUGCCUAGGGUGUAUUAUGCCUAGGAAACGAAGAGGAAAUCAGAGGUGGCUCCGUGCCCUGAAGAGAGCCUUUAGCACCUACUCCUGGCCUCUGAAGAGUAGGCUGGCACACCUCACAGAGAGUAAUUGAAGCUUCUGUCUUUGGCAACCCGGAAUCAGCAGUCAAGUCUCUGGAUGCUUUCCUGAGCAAUCUUUCUUUGUUUUCACCUGUUCUCUAGCUCACUCACCUACUUACUUUCUACAGCAUCCACCCCAUCCCCAGUUCCAGGCCCUCCCAUUUAUUAAAAUCUCAAGUCUUCAUUUCUUAAUUCUAGUGUUGGUGUAUAGCUUGCUAUCUGUGGGCAUAUGUUCAUUUCUUGCACACAUCUGCAUUUGUGUGUGUCUAAGCAUACACGGGAAAUUUUCUGAAUAUAAGUACCUUUAUGUGGUUGUGUAUCUGCAGCUAUAUUUGACAGACUAAGCAAGUAUGUAAAUAUGAGUGUUGCUUGUGGCAGAGGGCAGUGACUGUGGCCUCAGACAGACCUCAGGUCUCUUUCUCUUUUUAUUAAGACUAUUAAUCCUGUCAUGGGGACUCCAUGCUCAUGGCUUCAUUUAAUCAUCAGUAUCUCUGAGAAAGGUCCCUACCUCCAACUUCCAUAACAGUGGGGGUAAAAGUUUCAACCUCUGAAUUUGGGAGGGACAUAUUUUGUCUAUGACACUAUCCUCUGAUUUAUGUAUAAAAGCACUCCUAAUUUCUCUGCUUACUCUCAAAGAAUUUCCUACUUCAAUCUUCUCAUUCCCCCUGAUUUUUCUGUUUUGUUUUUUUCUCCAAUAAUGGAGAUGGAGAUGAGGGACUCUGUGAAUAAUUUUUUACAGAAACAUUGACAAUCUUAUGAGCACACAUGAAUAAGUGAGCAUAAUAGGGUGAUAGAAAACAGAAACAAAGAGAGGAUGGUCAAGCUUCUCAGUACCUCUUAUAAAGCAAAUGGAAACACACAGUAAGUAGCUUUCUGCUUACAUGAUUUUCUGGUCAUGUACAAAGAUACAACCCGUCCUGAAACAUCGUCUUUUCACUUGCUGCAAGUGUGCCCCAACCACACAGAGUGCAUCUGCUGUGGCACAGAUGAAAACCACCACUCCCUCCCAUACUAAUUAGCCUGUGUUGACACCGAUGGCUGCAUUUUUCUGGGUUACUAAGUUGUCCAGCACUAUGCUGCAUUCUCACUAUGUUUCACUUUUAAAACAACUUUUUAGAAAACUUGAUUUGUAUUUUACUCAUUUUAAGCAUGUAAUACUAAAAAAGAUAGAUUUCUAAAGCACUUCUGUUUUUAAAAUAGAAUAAAAAUAGAAUUUCCAAUUAAAUCAUGUGUGAAGCUUAA